Molecule: messenger RNA, 818 nt
Organism: Hordeum vulgare subsp. vulgare (domesticated barley)
Lineage: Eukaryota; Viridiplantae; Streptophyta; Magnoliopsida; Poales; Poaceae
Exons: 2
Coding region: 124-816 (230 amino acids)
Source: RefSeq, a predicted model, not a curated record
GUCACGAAAUCGGGCGGCGCACAUUUCCUCCCUUCUUGAGCUACCGAAUCUCGGCCAAGGUCAUUUUGAUUGCCUUUCUCACAAGUGGAGUUCGAAUGUCAGAGACGAUGUGGCGUUCCUUUGAUGAAAAUGCAUCUCCGUCUUGCUGGAGAAGAAAAUCGAGCUCAUCAAUGUAGUCCAAGUAAUGCUACAUCGCCGCCUCCUUCCCUUUCAACGUCGGGCUACUCCGGUGUGGGUUACAAUCUGAACGAUCCGGCCACCGUGCAGAACUUUUUCCGCAUUACCCACGAGAAAUUGUGCAAGGUGAUGUUCAAGCCUCGGAAGACUUGGCCAGCUGAAAAGGAAGACAUCGGUAUCACCAUUAUCAACCCUCUGAGACCGAUUUCGAUGAAAAAGUCUCGGCAGAUCAACUGUCCGAUGCCCUUGCCCGAGGACCCCAAGACGGUCUUAUUGACAACAACCAUGCUGGUCGAGAAGCCGUACAUGGCUUCGAAGGAGAAGGACGAGAAGAAGAAGGAGAAGAAAAAGGCCCGAGAGGGUCUUCGAUCGAAGGGUCCAUCGGACACCAGGUCCGAAGACACGUUUGCUCCCUCCAAUCUGAAGGGAGAAGAGGGAGAAGAUGAUGAGGAGGAGAGUGGAUACUCCCACACAAAGAAGAGGGCAGCGUCCGAAGACAUCGAGGGAGAUCUAGUUCCCUCUGCCCCGAAGAGGCAAUGCAGGGCCCCACUGGCCAUGUUCGAUGAUGUUUCAGAUUCCAACGAGGAAUCUGAGGAUUUUGAAUUGGUCCCUCGAAGGACCCUCGGGGUGAAACCCUAAUC